CACGCCAAUCCACUUAUUUGAGUUUCCUUUCCUUAAGUUUGUAUUGUAGUCACAGACCAAGUAGAGAUGCUUUGCAUGUAUUAGUGUAUGUUGUUAAAGACUGACAUAAAACACGGUUUUACUUAAGAAUUUUACUUACCUACAAAGAAAAUUCCUUAAUACAAGUAUAGUUUGUGUCGUGAGGUUUCCUGUACUCAAAAUGUCUUCAAGAAACAAAAUUAAAUGUGGGAUAAACGUUGAAACUGGAGCUUUAAUAUUCGCAAUGUUUAAUUUUGUAUUCACAGGCCUGGCUGUAAUAGCAAGCCUAGGUUUAUUCUGCUACACUCUUGGGGAGUGGAAUUACAACACACGUCGAACUUCAGUCUUUAUGGAAAAUGACAAAGAUCUUAUGGUGAGAAGUGCUUCGUUGAUGGUUGUAGUAUUCGCCAUUAUUGCACUCGUUUUCGCCAUAAUACUUGUUAUAGGUGUUGUGCAGAGGAAACCAGGAUGCCUUAAAGUAUACUUGGUGUAUGGAGUACUCGUCGUUGUCUUGUCAACAGCAACAGCUAUCUGCCUGACCUUCCUCUUCCGCAACAAUUACUCAAACUUCGUCACGUUCAUGAAUAUUAUAUCAGCCAUCGUUAUAACUUUGUUUUUCUACACUCUCGUGUUGCUGACGAUCCGCUCCACGUACAAGAAGUACGAACGCGAGAUGAAUCCUCCACAUUAUUUUACACAAAAUAUACUUCCCACUACCGACCCAAUCAAAAACCUGUAUUAUUCCACUGCUGAGCUCAGGCCUCCUCCAUAUUAUACCUCCCAGCCCAGUCCUGAGAAAACCUCGUAAGCACAGAAACAUAUUAGUAGUUAAAUAUUUCGUCGCUGACGUCGCAAAAAAACGUAUCUGAAAUUUUUGACGAAUCUAAUUUGCACCAUUUGCAAUUGUCAAUAAGAUACAAAUUAUUUUAGCUAAAAAUUUCAGAUACGUCUAUUUGCAAAGUUAGCCACGAUUUGUUUCCAUAUAAGCUCACAACUAUAUCUCAAUUCUAGUAUCCAAAGGUACAUCCCAUCACAAGAUGAAUUAAGACCCAUUCAUACCUCACCGAGCUUUAAACGACGAGCAGCCUUCUGCCUUUUUUUGUUUUAAAAUUUCUGUUAUUAUAUUACUUAGGUACUAAAUUAUUUAUUAAAUAAAAUCAAUGUUAAAAUGUUA
Pectinophora gossypiella (pink bollworm) is the source of this 1192-nucleotide messenger RNA. RefSeq lists its product as uncharacterized. Bases 200 to 826 code for a protein of 208 amino acids. Lineage: Eukaryota; Metazoa; Arthropoda; Insecta; Lepidoptera; Gelechiidae. The record is from RefSeq and is a predicted model, not a curated record. The transcript is spliced from 4 exons.